GCGACUUCCUUUGCUUCUCCGUAACAGUUUCGUAAAACGUUUUAGUCUCAGUAGAGGUGAACUUGUAACACUUGAAGAUGGAUCCUCCUGAAACAUCUGGAGGAGAUCAAGGCAGUAAUGUUGGAGAAUCCUCGGUGAAAACCAGCGAAUCGAAGGCAGAAAUGAUGACGACCAAAGAGCUUCUUGUUGAAACACUGGAUCAGCUGAGUCCAGAAAACUUUAGUUACUUCAAGUCGUUCAUUCCAGCAGAACCAUCUUUCCUUCCCAUCUCAAAGAUCGAGCUGGAAGCAGCAAACACAGAGGAUGUGGUGGAGCUGAUGAUGAAGAUGUACAGGGGAGCAUAUGUGGAGGAGACCAAGAAGAUAUUACGAAGGAUGGGGCAUCUUGAUCUGGUGAAGAGAUUAGCCGGAGUCAGAGAGAAUCCAUCUUUAGAGCAGAAAGUGGGAGAGAUGGAGUCUGUGUUGGAGCUGCUGCUGGAGACGCUGUCCGCUCUGAGCGAAGACAGUUUAAGUCAAUUCUGGAAGCGGUACCUGGACCGAGAACGUUCCUUAAGUCUUAGCUGUAUCACAGAUCUGAAAGGAGAACCCUUUCCACUGUCUGCUGUGAAGACUGAGCUGGAGAUCUUAGCAGUCUCAUUGUUGCAGCGUGAGGGAAAACUGUCUGUGGACGUUACUGAAAGGAUUUUAACAGACAUUAACGAAACACAUCUGGUCCAAAGGCUUUGGGAUCACAGGUCAAGAAACAAAAAAAACCCUGAUGAUCAUCUACCAGCGCUGCUCCACAAAGCAGCAACGAUGGCAGCUGUGAAGGAGCUGCUUUUGGAAACACUGAUUAUUUUGAAUCCUGUAGUUCUUGAAAAGUUCAAGAUCUUCUUGAAGUUCACGUCCUUCCAGAAGAAAUUACCAGAGAUCCCAUGGAGUGAUCUGCAAGAGGCCGACUGUAGAUCAACGGUGAAUCUGAUGUUGGCCACAUAUGGUCAGCGGUGUUUGGAGGUGACCAGUCAGGUUCUAACAGACAUGAACCAGACCGAUCUGUUGGAGUAUCUGCCAGAGAAGAGCGAUGGAGCUGAAGAGAAACUUUCUUUGGAAAAACUUUGGCCUGGACUGAUCAACAAAGUAGAAGCCGUGGAGUCUGUUUUAGAGCUGCUGUUGGAAACCCUCGGUGGUCUAAAUGAAGAAGAGCAGAAAUUAUUCAUCGACUGGGUUUUUACAAACACUUUGUUGAUUGAGGAUCGUUUUCAGUAUCAACUUCACAUUAAUAGAGGAUUUUUAGACCUGCAGGCUGUUGUGUUUGAAAUGGUGCAGCUGACCGUCCUGAAGUCUGUGGAGACAACCAAGAAAUUUUUAAUGGAGAUAAAAAGGCCAGAUCUGCUUCAGAUGAUUGAAACGUGCAGCAAAAGGCAGGAAAAGAAACUCUCAGUGGAUGAGCGACGCUCUGCUGUCGUGCACAAAGUGGCUCUGAUGGCAGCUUUCAAACAGCUUCUCACAGACGUCCUGAGUGAUUUGAAAAAACAGGAGAUUAAGGACUUCAAGAAGUUAGUGAAAUCAAUCUUAUCCCCCUCUGACUAUGACCCGUACCAUUCUCUGAGUUUGAAACCUGUCCCAGUUAUAGUCGAUAGGAUGAUGAAGACGUUUGGUCUGCGGUCUCUGGAUGUUUCCAUGGAGAUUUUAAGGGACAUUAACAGGAGCGAUCUGGUACAGAGGCUCCUGGAGAACAGCUCAGGACUCAAAGGAAAACCGUCCGUUGAUGAAUAUCUGAGAGCAGACGUGUUAAACAGAGUGCCAGCAAAGGUUGCUCUAAAAGAUACUCUUCUGAAGAUGAUGAAUGACCUGGAUGUCAGGACAUUUAAAUGGUUGCUGCAGUUCACAUGUUUCCAGAAAGGCCUCCCAGACAUCCUAAACAGCAGGCGGAGGUCCAGGUCCUGGCUCAGCAGAAGUUGGGUGGAUCUAGGAGAAGGACUGAAUCCACUAGACUUGGUUAAUCAGAUGGUACAGAGGCUUGGCCAAGACUCUGUGCCAUCUGAUCAACCAGACUUGGUGGAUCAGAUGGUACAGAGACUUGGCCAAGAGUCUGUGGACGUAGCCAGGGAGGUUCUGACGGACAUGAAGAGGACAGAUGUGGUACAGAAGCUGACAGGAAGCAGCUUAGGCUCAAAAGAGGAGCUACAGUCUCUGUUGCUCCAGAAAGAAGCAAGUCUAACAGCGGUUAUGGAGAAACUUCUGGAAACAUUUGAAAAUUUAGAUGAAGCUGAGUUUGAGCGUUUUUGGGAAACCCUACAGAUGACAGCCAUGAAGCACAGGAGAAGAACCCCGACCUACUUUAAUGAAACGAAAUGGAAAGUGGCCGAGCUGAUGUUGGAGCAGUUUGAUGAACAAAGUUUAGACGAGGCGAUGCAGAUUUUAAAGCAGAUAAAUCGGUCUGAUUUGGUACAGAAGAUUCCAGUGAAAAUCUCGACAAGACCUGUUAAACGCCUGGAUGCCAAGGAAACUAAAGGAGUGAUGCCGGACUCCAGCUGCUGGACUGAACUUGUACCUGAGGAAAACCGGACAGAUGCAGAAGCUCCAACCUACAGCUUCCAGUGUGAAGCUGGACACUUUGAAUGCAGCGUCUCUGGUCUGCGUUGGGUCUGUUCAGAAAAGGUCAUUUUUAAGUACCGGUUCUGCUCCUGGGACGGACACAUGGAGAGGAUAGAAAGCAGAGGAUACAUGCCUGCAGGUCCUAUGAUGGACAUCACCCUCAUUACGGGGAAGAUGAUGGAGGUGUUCCUGCCACACUGGAUCUGUACUGAUGACAUCCCUAAACCUUUGGACUGGUUUGCAGUCCUACACAUGGACGACUGCGGAGACGCUGUGGAAAAAGUCUCUGAGGUCUCAUCAGCACAUGUCAAACUAUCUGAACCCAUUUUCUCUCCGAGAGCGGCGCUGAUGAAAAUUGGCUUUCCUGUGAAAAUCAGCUGCAACGUGUUGAUCUAUCAGACCAACACAGCUUUCCUCACACUACAUGUUUACCUCAUCCCACGGGAUCCAGCGUUACAGCAGAAAAUGGACCAGAGGGAAACUUCCAAUGGAUACAAAGUGAUCCGAAAGCCAGACCCAGAGAAGUCCCUGAAAGUGAAAGAUUAUUUCAUCCUCUCAUCAGAUCUGGAUGCAGCAGAAGUUUCUCCUAAAACAGGAAUAAAACUCCAAUAUCCGAGAGGAAAGCCAAAUUUCUUUGAGGUGUACGUUGAAAAUGCAAACAGGAACUUCAGUCUGAUGCUCAGACCCGACGGAGAGGACCAGCCAGUGUGGGAGUGUGCUGUUCGAAAAGAUGAGUAUCAAAGCAGUGGCCAGGCACAAGAGAAGCAGCGUUCAGAUGAGCAUCUGUCUGCAAUGAUGCAAAGAGCAGCGGCAAUCACAUCAGACAAGGAGAUGCUUUUGAAACUGUUGAAAGAUCUGAAACAACAUGAGCUUAAAGAUUUCAAAUGGCAACUGAAGAACAGAGACGAGAGUUCAGGCAUCCCAAGCAUCCCAGCGACUCUACUGGACGAGGCAGAUACUUCCGACCUGGUGGAUCUGAUGAUGAAGACCUUCACCCAACAGGCUGUGGAGGUCACCAAAGACAUUUUUAAGGAAAUUAACAGGAAUGAUCUGGUGGAGAGGCUUCCAGACACCAGAUCAUGACCUGAAGGUUAGGCAUCACAGGAGAAAUGGCACAGACUGAAAUGUUGUAAAGGUGGCCUGGAUUUGUAGUUUCCUGGGCUGGAUUGGAUUUUGUUGAUCAAGUCGGGUGCAUGUAAAGUAAAAAGCCUGCAAGUCUGUCUUGAGGGCUUUCCAUCUCAUCCUGGGGGAUUCAGAGGAGUUUGCAGGCUACAUGUAUAUCCUCUGGUUAGGUGUCCUUACAGAUGUCCGAAACACUUCCAAGGGGAGAUGACCAGAAGGCCCAGCGAUCAUAAACCUGAUCCACCUCAGCUGAAUCCUUCCAGUACUUUAGAGCCUCAGCUUCACUCUGAGCUCCUGAAAGACUUUUAAUCAUCUACUACCCAACAUCUCACCUGCCUGCAUCCAGGGUUUUCUUUUAAAACGAUCAAAAUACUUUUAUUUGGAAGUAAAAAGACUUGAGACUCACCGUGCCGCCCUGCAGGACUUUGCCAUGAACCAUAACGUCUGUUUCUUUAAUACUUGUUUGCAUUUAAAAUAACAUUAGAAUGUCAAUGACAACAAUUUUCUUUUCAAAUAGACCUUUC
Fundulus heteroclitus (mummichog) is the source of this 4222-nucleotide messenger RNA. RefSeq lists its product as uncharacterized. Bases 78 to 3659 code for a protein of 1193 amino acids. The record is from RefSeq and is a predicted model, not a curated record. The transcript is spliced from 24 exons. Gene Ontology annotation, biological process: regulation of apoptotic process. Gene Ontology annotation, cellular component: cytoplasm. Gene Ontology annotation, molecular function: protein binding. Lineage: Eukaryota; Metazoa; Chordata; Actinopteri; Cyprinodontiformes; Fundulidae.